UCGCCCCUCCUCUUCCCUCCCUCUCCUCUCUCUCUCUCUGCUCUGGUGAGGUCCACAAUGGUACAGCCAGCAUCUUGCAGCACAAUGGUUGCAAGGUGGUGAGCUGAGGGAGAGUGAUUCAGCAUCAGCAAACCUCGGUUCGGUCCACCUCUGCUUCUUUUUCCCCUUUCUCUCUCGUCUUCUUUUUCGGACCCCUUUUUCCCUCUCACUCCUUCGUCACAUCAAUGAUUUUUUUCAUGAAGCCUUCAGCAAUGGUCUCCGCAGUGUUUCCCGUCGGGAUGUUUUGAAAAGGACAGGCACCGGACUGGGAUCGUCAUCAACUGGCACGGAAUGGUAUUUAUGAGCAGACAUUUCUUAUAUAACUGCAGCCAACCAGUCCUGGAUGUAAAGAUAGCCUUUUGUCAGGGUUUUGGAAAACAAGUGGAUGUGUCAUAUAUUGCCAAGCAUUACAACAUGAGCAAAAGCAAAGUGGACAACCAGUUCUACAGUGUGGAAGUGGGAGACUCUACCUUCACAGUUUUAAAACGCUACCAGAAUUUAAAGCCCAUUGGUUCUGGAGCUCAGGGAAUUGUCUGUGCGGGCUAUGACGCUGUCCUGGACAGAAAUGUAGCCAUCAAGAAGCUGAGCAGACCCUUCCAGAACCAGACCCAUGCCAAGAGGGCAUACCGGGAGUUGGUGCUUAUGAAAUGCGUCAAUCACAAAAAUAUUAUCAGUUUAUUAAAUGUCUUCACACCACAGAAAUCAUUAGAGGAAUUCCAGGAUGUGUAUCUAGUGAUGGAACUAAUGGAUGCCAACUUGUGCCAGGUGAUUCAGAUGGAGCUUGACCAUGAGAGAAUGUCCUACCUGCUCUACCAGAUGCUGUGUGGUAUCAAACAUCUGCACUCAGCCGGCAUUAUUCACAGGGAUCUCAAACCAAGCAAUAUAGUGGUGAAAUCAGACUGUACCCUGAAAAUCCUGGAUUUCGGUCUGGCUAGGACUGCAGGCACCAGUUUCAUGAUGACCCCGUAUGUGGUGACCCGAUACUACAGAGCCCCAGAGGUCAUACUAGGAAUGGGAUACAAGGAGAAUGUGGAUAUUUGGUCGGUGGGGUGCAUUAUGGGAGAAAUGGUGCGCCACAAAAUCCUUUUCCCUGGCCGGGACUAUAUUGAUCAGUGGAACAAAGUGAUCGAGCAGCUGGGCACGCCCUCGCCAGAAUUCAUGAAGAAACUUCAACCCACAGUGAGGAACUAUGUCGAGAACCGGCCAAAGUACGCAGGCCUCACCUUCCCCAAACUCUUCCCCGACUGCCUUUUCCCUGCUGACUCUGAGCACAACAAACUCAAAGCAAGCCAGGCUAGAGACUUGCUGUCUAAGAUGCUGAUUAUCGACCCUGCUAAGCGGAUGUCAGUGGAUGAGGCCUUACAGCACCCCUACAUCAACGUGUGGUAUGAUCCGGCUGAGGUGGAGGCGGCCAGAGAUAACAUCCAAAUAUCCAUGCCUCCACCUCAGAUCUACGACAAGCAGCUGGAUGAAAGAGAACACUCCAUUGAUGAAUGGAAAGAACUUAUCUACAAAGAGGUGAUGAACUUUGAGGAGAGAACGAAGAAUGGCGUUGUGAAGGGACAACCUUCACCUUCAGGUGCAGCCGUGAACAGCAGCGAGAGCCUCCCUCCCUCCUCCUCAAUCAACGACAUCUCCUCCAUGUCCACCGACCAGACCCUGGCCUCAGACACUGACAGCAGCCUGGAGACCUCUGCAGGACCCUUGGGGUGUUGCAGGUGACUAGCCGCCUGCCUGCGCAACCCCAUGUUCUUCCGAAGGUGAAGAACCCAACAAAAACGACCGCCGGAAAAUACGACGGCAAAAGAAAAAGACAAAAAAAAAAAAAGAGUAAAGAUCAAAAUUAAUAUAUUAAGAACAAAAAUAUGAGAUAUAGGAAUCUGAAUUUAUGAAAUCUAAAGCCUGUGCAUUGUCACUGAAAAACAGCAGCGGUAUUCAAGUAAAUGAGCUCAGAUAUAUGUUAAUGAUCCUCUAGUUGCUUUGCUUAUAUUACCCCUCAUAUUCUUGUAUAUGGCAUCAGAUCAAAAUGACCAAGCGCUUAGACUUGCAUCUCCUGUAAAGUGCAUAUUGGCUGGCAGCUGGUCUCCCAAUUCCUUACAGACAAAAAAAAAAGCAACCAAAAGAAAAGCAUUUAUGCUCCGAUCAUUGUGGCAAGGUGGGCUGCCAUUUUUGCUCAUCACUACUGCUAAAUGGGGACUUUCCUCUCCUUCCUCCCCCAGCCCCUCUCCCCUAUUCAGCUCUUAUUUAAUUACACUGCUGUAUUUUAACAUUGUGUGAGACACCGCCACCUGACCCC
Pundamilia nyererei is the source of this 2335-nucleotide messenger RNA. RefSeq names its product mitogen-activated protein kinase 10 (gene mapk10). Lineage: Eukaryota; Metazoa; Chordata; Actinopteri; Cichliformes; Cichlidae. The record is from RefSeq and is a predicted model, not a curated record. The transcript has 14 exons. Bases 331 to 1761 code for a protein of 476 amino acids. Gene Ontology annotation, biological process: protein phosphorylation. Gene Ontology annotation, molecular function: ATP binding; MAP kinase activity.